AUGGCUUUUGCAAGACACCCCUCACUGUUCAGGACACUGCUGCUGAUCCUGGUGCUCUCGGCUAAACUGGCCCAUGGGAGGGUUGUACGGACUGUACCCAACAAGGAAGGAGGCACUAAUGAGAAAAUGAGCGACGACUGCCAGACCCAAAAGAAUUCCAGAUUCCCUCUAAGUGUGAAAGUCAACAUACACAUCAGCAGCCCCAGUCAUGCUAUCAGAAUGGCUCAUGAUGUCAGGAACCGGUCUAUAUCUCCUUGGGAUUACAGCAUGACCAAGGAUCCCAACCGGUUCCCCGAAGUGAUCGCCGAGGCCAAGUGCCGCCAUUACAGCUGCGUGAACGCCUUGGGGCAGGAGGACUACAGCAUGAACUCCGUCCCCAUCCAGCAGGAGAUCCUUGUUCUCCGACGGGAGCAGAGAGGCUGCCAGCACACCUACCGGCUGGAGAAGCAGCUCAUCACCGUAGGCUGUACCUGUGCUGUGCCUCUUCUCCAUCAUCAGUCCUAA
Messenger RNA from Caretta caretta (loggerhead turtle), 504 nucleotides. RefSeq names its product interleukin-17F. Gene Ontology annotation, cellular component: extracellular region. Gene Ontology annotation, biological process: inflammatory response. Gene Ontology annotation, molecular function: cytokine activity. NCBI's taxonomy places the organism in Eukaryota, Metazoa, Chordata, Testudines, Cheloniidae. The record is from RefSeq and is a predicted model, not a curated record.